This is a messenger RNA of Penaeus chinensis, 1044 nucleotides long. RefSeq lists its product as uncharacterized. The record is from RefSeq and is a predicted model, not a curated record. NCBI's taxonomy places the organism in Eukaryota, Metazoa, Arthropoda, Malacostraca, Decapoda, Penaeidae.
CGUCGCCAUGAGCCUGACGGACCUCGAGCUGAAAGGACUCAACAUCGUUAAUGUCGCAAGUUUCAACCUUGGGGGCAAGAACAACCCCGCGGUCCUGGACCUCAACAUGCCAAGGGCGGCGCUGACAGGGUUCUACUCGUCUGGGGGACACCUCCUUAACGUCCCUAUGAAUGGGGAGGGACCCUUGAGCGUGAUCAUACAUGACCUGGCCAUCACGAUGUCUUUCGGUUGGGAAAAGUUCAAUCUUCUCCAGUCUGAUUUUUGUGCGGGAUACAACAGCUCUAGCAUCGACAUCGACCUUCGACGCUUAGAGGUCAACUUCGAGAACCUCAACCCCACCGAAGCCGAGCAGGGCGAACUCAUCAACAUUAUGGUCUCCUCCUUCGGUCCGGACAUCUUCGAUUACGUGGAAACGUUCCUCGACACAACGUUUUACGAAGCCAUUGACAUUGCCAUUAUCGAUGCGAUUAAUAACCAAUCGUGUAAGAGCAAGCCUACUGAGGAGAUGCCGGAGAUCGACCUGAGUGGGAUAAAUGUCGAUACAUUCGUUCAUCAGUUAACUGAGCAUUUCGUUCAGUUCCAGGACAAUAUAAGUUUUAACUACUAGAAUAAUGAAAGAUGGGCGUUCAAUUCACAUUUUAUAGAGGUAUUAACGUAUCUGUAAUUCUUUAUUUUAUAUUAGUUUAAUCUUUUAUAUAUAUAUAUUUUUUCAUUUUAGUUUCCAUCUUCUAUUAUUUCUAACUGUGUAUUUGAUAAUCCAAUAUACAAUUUUUUUUCCUCCUAUGCUCUUGUUAUGGUUAUUAUUUUUGCCUUUUUUGCAUAUCUUAAUUAAACAUAGAUGUUUUUUUCACUAGUCAAGUAUUCCCAGGACAAAAUAAUGCACUUCAUGAAGCAGAAAUAAUCAAUAGUUUAGAAACUACAACAGCAUAGUACAGAGUCGUUUCAUGUAUCUUUAUUUAAGGAUUAUGUUCUUGACAAUGGGACAUUUGUUAUAAUAUCUGAACUGGGAAGUAUGUUUUUCUUUAAUAAAAUGUAAGGUAAUUU